Molecule: messenger RNA, 759 nt
Organism: Aegilops tauschii subsp. strangulata
Lineage: Eukaryota; Viridiplantae; Streptophyta; Magnoliopsida; Poales; Poaceae
Source: RefSeq, a predicted model, not a curated record
AUGGGGUUCUCACCCCCGUUGCAGGGGAGUUUGGCGGCGAGGCGCGAUGGCACCGACGGGGAGGAGGACGAGGCGGACGGCGGCGAGGUUCGGGGUCGGCCGGCGAUGGAGAGGCGGGGCGGGGCAGUCCAGCGCCGGCGCCAGGGGCAUGGGGCGGCACCGGGCGGCGUCAGGCUCGGCGACGCGGCGCCGGCCGUCGGCGAUGACGACGGGAUCGGGAGCGGCGCGUCCAGAUCGGGGAGAGGGGGGAAGAGAGCGAGGGGAGAGUGGGUGCCCAACCACCCACUCUCCCCUCGCUCUCUUCCCCCCUCUCCCCGAUCUGGACGCGCCGCUCCCGAUCCCAUCGUCAUCGCCGACGGCCGGCGCCGCCUCGCCGAGCCUGACGCCGCCCGGUGCCGCCCCGCGCCCCUGGCGCCGGCGCUCAUCCCCGGCGCCACCCCGACGCCCCACCUCGUCGGUCGCUGGACUGCCCCGCCCCGCCUCUCCAUCGCCGGCCGACCCCGAACCUCGCCGCCGUCCGCCUCGUCCUCCUCCCCGUCGGCGCCAUCGCGCCUCGCCGCCAAACUCCCCUGCAACGGGGGUGAGAACCCCAUUCCCCCUGCUUCCCUUUCCCCGCCGUCCCGCACAUCCACCGUCGUGCGUCGCCGCGCCCCUGUGCACUUCGCCGGGCCGCCGCCCACUCGCCGUACGCGCCCUUCCCCGCGCGCGCCCCGCUACUGCACUGCUGCUGCUGUUUUCCACGGCAUCGCCCGCUGCUGA